This is a messenger RNA of Tripterygium wilfordii, 1117 nucleotides long. RefSeq lists its product as uncharacterized. Gene Ontology annotation, molecular function: zinc ion binding. Bases 284 to 901 code for a protein of 205 amino acids. NCBI's taxonomy places the organism in Eukaryota, Viridiplantae, Streptophyta, Magnoliopsida, Celastrales, Celastraceae. The transcript has 2 exons. The record is from RefSeq and is a predicted model, not a curated record.
CCAUUUACAUGUCUGGUCUGGUGAUCUCUUCGUUUUCCUACUAAUAUUACUUAAUAAUGAAUCUUCUUGCAAGAACUCUCUCCCGCACACGCGAGAGAGAGUGAGAGAGCACCUACUUCAACAUACUACUUUGGUUGCUUUGAAAUUGUUGGAGAAGUAACCCUGUUUUGUUCUCUCCUUCCAUGGUUUGAGAGCUUACACAGCGACUUCAACAUUUUCUGGGUAUUGAUGAACUUCGCGUUACGGACCCAUUUUAUGAAGAUUAGACAUUUGGGUACCAAAAAUGGAAGCUGCCCAGAAAACCCAUGUUAUUGAUGAGGAGGGAGGUGGUCGCCGGAGCUCCUGUGUUAACGACCGCUCAGAUGAGGAGGAAGAGGAGAAGAGCUCUUCAAGUGAUUCAGGAAGUAGGGAGAUUGUGGGGGUCUCCGAUAAGGAGAGGGGAUCCUCUUCUGCAUCAGAGAUUGAUCUGGAAUGUGGGUUGCCUAAGAUUAAGGUACAUUCGGCAACAGUUGAGAGGGAUUGCAGGAUCUGUCACCUGAGCUUGGAUGCAGAGAAUCAAGAGGAUGGGAUCCCAAUUGAGUUGGGUUGUUCUUGUAAGGAUGAUCUGGCUGCUGCACAUAAACACUGUGCUGAGGCUUGGUUCAAGAUUAAGGGAAACAAAACUUGUGAAAUCUGUGGAUCAACAGCGCGCAAUGUAGCCGGUGCAAGUGAAUCUGAUUCAACAGAGCAGUGGAACGAAGAAAGCGAUGUUACAAUGGCAACUGCAGGAGCUGCUCCAGUCCAUCCAGUUCGUGAGAACCAUAGCUUCUGGCAGGGCCACCGGUUCCUAAAUUUCCUUUUAGCUUGUAUGGUGUUCGCAUUUGUCAUCUCUUGGCUCUUUCACUUCAAUGUGUCCUCAUGAAAUUCCAGCAAGAAGAGUGCUAUAUUUGAUUAAUAUUAAUCAAGAAAAAGCAAGUGAGUCUUAUGGCUCUUAGUAGUUGUGCAUGCAGAGUGAGUUAAUUGAUUCUCUACCUGUAUUCUGUAUAUAUUAUUAUAAAUCAGAUUUUGGACAGGCUGCUUGUAGUUUAUGUCGGAUCCUAUUUCACAGCAUCAAAUAGAAUUUAGUAUUACAGUGAUC